UUGUUUAGACAUGGCGCUCGCCUGGAUGUUGCAGACAAGAAUUGGCAUCUCACUUCGCCUACCCCCUAUGACCCUCCCCUCUCGUAUGGCGGCUGGCUACAGUCUCGGGCUCUGGGGGCCCGCAUCAAUGACGUUGUCCAGUCUCUGGAUGACUCACUGGACUCUACAACAGAAGUUGACAACGGUAUCAAGUCGCCUUCCGACCGUCUACAAAAGCCAAAACCGAAGCGCAGGAUUAUCAUUCACUCAUCUCCCUUCACUCGAUGCCUACAGACAGCCAUCGCGGUCAGCUCGGGGAUCUGCCAGAAUUCGGGCGAGCCAGAGCUUAACCGGUCCUCGAAAGUCCCCAGUUUAGUCCAGUCAAAUUCAGAUUCUGCCUUGACCCCUGGUCCCAUUACAUCAAGCGACCAUCGAUGUCUCCUACGAGUGGAUGCCUUCCUUGGGGAAUGGCUUUGCCCUAGAUACUUCGACGAGAUUAUCCCGCCGCCCAACUCGGAUCGCAUGAUCACGGCUGCAAAGCUCGAGCUGCUGCGUCGCGAGCACAGUUUCGUUCCCGAGGCGGACAUCGUCCCCAGACCCUCCGCUGGCUUUUUCCCUGGUGGCUGGGGGAGUGCAUCUACUCCGGUUUCUCCCGCCAAUGAUGUAACAGCGAAGAUGAAGACAGAGGCCCCACCCAGUACACGUCAGACGCAGGCACAGAGGUCCCGCGCUGGCAGCUGUGACACCUUCAGCGUUGCUGAAACGACUCGCGGACGGCGGAUGCUGAGCAAGAUCAAUACCAAUCUCCCCUCCAUUCCAGAUGCCGCCUACGUGCCUCCAACGCCUAGCUAUGCCAUUUCUCCUUCGGACCCCAUUCCAGCUGGGUACGUGACGCAUGCUCGGGACGCCUGUGUGAAGAUCGAUUUUCAAUGGGACAGUAUGCACGGGGAGCAGAACUGGGGUGAUGGAGGCGAGUACGGCGAGGAAUGGAGUACGAUGCAUACGCGGUUCAGUACGGGACUCGACCGCAUGCUUGCGUGGUAUCGGGACUACGAGUCAACUUCUUCCGGUCGGCCUCGACGACAUUCUCAGAUGCUCGACAGUUCUGGCGAAGCCAGUUCCCGCAGUGAAGCGGAUAACGAUACAGAGACGAUUUUGGUGUUGAUCACGCACGGCGCGGGUUGCAAUGCAAUGAUCGCAGCACUGUCCGGGGAGCCAUCCCAAGCGAAUGUCGGCACUGCAUCUCUCACCUUGGCGGUCCGCAAUGAUCACAUGCCCGAAAUGGCUCAAGAUGAUACCAUUGGCGGACCAGUUCGGACCAAGGGAUCCAACGAGCCAUCCAGCGUGGAGAGUUAUGCCAUGAAAAUGGUGGCUUCAACCGAGCACCUCCGCAUCGCUCCCAGCACGUCACGUGUCUCCUCCCCGAGCCAGGUGACCUCCCCCUCAAUCUCGUCCUACCGACAUCGACUAGCAAACCGUCCAUCGCUGUCACAAGGUAUGUUCAUCAUCGGACCCUCAAUAUCAGGAAUCAGUGUGUUCGAGAUAUUGUUCACCAGUCCCAGAAUGCCCUCUGUCCCUACCGACGGCUUGUCCGUCACCCACCCUUCCUCCAGGUCCGGUCCGCCGCACCUCCGACUGAUCCACUACAAUGACGUCUAUCACGUGGAAGAAGGUUCCGCAGAACCUGUCGGCGGCGUAGCCCGAUUUCAAUCCGUCGUCAACUACUACCGCAACGACCCCUCCUUUUCCGAACAACCUAACGUCCUGACCUUCUUCUCCGGCGAUGCCUACAACCCCAGUCUCGAAAGCACGGUCACCAAAGGGCGGCACAUGGUGCCGUUCCUGAAUAAGGCGGGCACCGAUGUAGCUUGUGUUGGUAAUCACGAUCUCGAUUUCGGUGUCGCUCAAUUCCGCCAUCUACGUACACAAUGUCGGUUUCCGUGGCUACUGGCCAAUGUUCUGGAUCUGGAUUUGGGAAAGGAUGUGCCGAUUGCGAAUUGCGAGAAGACGUUGAUGUUGACCUCGUCUAACGGGAUCAAGGUCGGUGUCAUUGGCUUGGGUGAGAGGGAAUGGCUCGGAACGAUCAAUGCCCUCCCUCCGAACCUGGUCUAUAAGUCUGCGUACAAGACAGCGCUGGAGCUGGUCCCGCGUCUGCGUGAACAAGGCGCUGAGCUGAUUGUGGCGGUCACCCACCAACGUGAACCGAAUGACUAUAAGCUGGCUCAAAAGCUUCCGCCGGGAAUGAUUGAUAUAAUCUUAGGUGGUCACGAUCAUUUCUAUGCCCAUGCCGUCGUCAACGGCACGCAUGUUCUCCGGUCGGGUACGGACUUCAAGCAACUUAGCUACAUUGAGGCGUGGCGCAAGGAGGAUGGUGAAGGAUGGGACUUCAGUAUCGUGCGCCGAGAUAUCGUUCGGUCAAUUCCGGAGGAUCCCGCAACAACGGCUAUGGUGAAUCGGUUGACGUCUAGCUUGGCGGCAAAGUUAGAAAAGCCGAUCGGGUAUACUUCGGUCGCACUGGAUGGUCGAUUCUCAACAGUGCGUCAGAAGGAGUCAAAUCUGGGGAACUUUGCGUGCGAUCUCAUGCGGUUUUACUAUGGGGCUGACUGCGCGAUGAUGGCUGGCGGGACUAUACGUGGUGACCAAAUUUACCCGCCAGGGAUCCUGCGGCUGAAAGACAUCCUCAACUGCUUCCCAUUUGAAGAUCCGGUCGUAUUAUUGCGCAUCAAGGGUCGUGCGCUCUUCGAUGCCCUGGAGAAUGGAGUGAGCCAACUUCCAGCGCUCGAAGGACGGUUUACCCAGGUAUCUAACAUUGCUUUUGGCUACAACCCCUCGGCCCCUUCGGGUUCCCGCAUCAACUGGGCCCAGGUCGGCGGAGAGCCAAUUGACUUCGAUGGGCAGUACACAUUGGCGACCCGCGGAUACAUGGCUCGUGGGAAAGACGGUUUUGCGUCUCUGCUGGUGCAGUCAGAGGGCGGCGAAGUUGAAGAGAUCGUAGAUGAAGAGAGUGGCAUCCUGAUCAGCACACUACUUCGCCAGUAUUUCCUGAGUUUGCGGGUGAUGGGUCGAUGGCGUCGCUGGGGUCCCAGCAUGACCCGACACUGGAGCAACGUGCAUGAUAGCCUCCAUUGCAAUGGGUGGCUGAAACCGCCAUCCCGCCAGCCGUCUCCCGAAUCAAACAAGGUGCCGUACCGGCCGCCUUUGUCGCGGUCGAAGAACUACUAUUAUGGUCGGUUUCCCGAGAUUGUGGAAACCGAGGAGACGGAGAGCCGAGGCGUGGGCCUGAACGGUGAGGACGAGUCGAUGGACUCGGACUCGGACACUGACCCCGACAUCCUGACCUCUCCUCGUCCGACUACGAACUAUGUAACUCUGCCAGCACGGUCCGCUACGGAAGAGGAACGGCGCCUGCGUCUGGCGCGCAAGGCCGUCCGGACAUGGAUGCACCGGACGGGGCUGCAGCCAUCGCCAAUCAAUGACGCGGAUGAAGUUGGGGAAUUCACACCGACGUGGACACCUGGUAUCUCGCCGCGCUUGGAGCAGCGGAUUGUGGUUGAAAAUUAG
This is a messenger RNA of Aspergillus eucalypticola CBS 122712, 3540 nucleotides long. RefSeq names its product bifunctional metallophosphatase/5'-nucleotidase. The annotation marks the transcript as partial. The record is from RefSeq and is a predicted model, not a curated record. Gene Ontology annotation, molecular function: hydrolase activity. Lineage: Eukaryota; Fungi; Ascomycota; Eurotiomycetes; Eurotiales; Aspergillaceae. Gene Ontology annotation, biological process: nucleotide catabolic process. The transcript is spliced from 6 exons.